AUGUGCCUUAUCAACAUCAUCCACUUCUCCCACCAUCACGACUUCUCCCCUCCCGUCGAAACACCCAACACUAACUCCUCCUCCUCCUCCUCCUCUACCUCCACUACAUUCAACAACUACCACCUUUCAAACCCUACUAGACUAACCGAACAAGAGGAACUCAUCUCCCUCCAACGCCUACCUCAACACCAAUUCGUCGUCUGCGCAACCCACACCAAUCACCACUGCGUAAUCUACAAGCAGACGAUGCCAUGUCUCUUGCAAAGGUUCCAUUCUUCUUCUUCUUCUGCUGCUGCUGCUGCUGCUGCUAAUACAACUGCUUCCGCGGAAGUCAAUGCCAAUGCUAAUGCUGAUUCAGAGGAAGGCAACGACGGCAUAAACGUAUCAACCUGUCCAAACCUACAACUAACAAACGAAUAUCACACUCUGAAUUUACUUUUUGCUGACAACAACAACUUCAACCUUAACAACAAUGUCAACACUACCACCACCAACAACAACAACAACAACAUCAACAACAAAAAUGGCAAGUCCAUGCCAGGAGGCGACGGCGGCGUCCAACCCUUCCAGACCCUAUCCCAAGCAAAAACCAGCCUCCUAUCCACCGCAGAUGCGAUCCACCAACAAACAAUAAAACUAACCACCCACAUCCUCGAAACCUGUUCACUUUUGGAACCCCUUUUCCAAAAGCUUGCUGCUGUUCCUACCACUCAACCGAUGACGCUCCCCCAACCACACCACCAGCCAGGACAACAACAACAACAACAACAACAACAACAACAACAACAACAACAACAACAACAACAACAACAACAACAACAACAACAACAACAACAACAACAACAACAACAACAAACCCGCGCCCUCUUUAGCGUCUUCAAAGAAUUCGAAAUCCCACUCCAGCGCGCAACCGAGCUAUGUCAGGCAAUCAACCAAGCCGAUGCAAAAAUCCGUGAGUUGUUCAAGAUCUAUCUGCAAAGACGCCAAGAAAUGGCUGAUUUGCUUCCUGUGGCUGUCGAGGACAAGGACAUGGAGGGUACUACUGAUUGUGGCGUGUAUACUAUAAGCAAGGCGAGACGAGAUCUAAGGGAGUUGUUAUCGACGGAAAAUAUAAGAGAGGUGUGUGAGGAACCGAUGAGAAGAGGGAGGGAGGUGGUGCGGGAGGUGGUGAGGGUUUUGGAGGGGGUGGAAGAAGGUAUGCUGCAUAUGGGGGUUUAG
Molecule: messenger RNA, 1218 nt
Organism: Neurospora crassa OR74A
Lineage: Eukaryota; Fungi; Ascomycota; Sordariomycetes; Sordariales; Sordariaceae
Exons: 1
Coding region: 1-1218 (405 amino acids)
Source: RefSeq, a predicted model, not a curated record